UUGACGGUUACUCUGUACUGAGUUCUCCAAACAGCGAUUUUGUAAUUCGUUGCAUUUAUCACGACGCUCGCUUCAAAAGAAAAACGGUUAGGAGUAUUAAUUGAAACGUAAACAUAGAUCGAGGAAGUAUUGAUUGAAAACAGUUUUUCUACUGAAUUAAGCUUGAAAAUCUCGUUCAACGCUCAUUUAUGUAGUAAAAUCGUACGAAGCCAGUGAUAAAAAUGGAGUCAAAAAUACCUAAGCCAAUGUUUGUCAAAAAGCCCACUGGAAUGGCCAGUUUGCCAGGAAAUGCUCGUUUGCCCUUGACGGAUUUGUUGAAUGUGCCUUUGGAGUUGGACUACAAUGGAAAACGGGUUGCCUCGCCAGAGCUUGUGCGUGUUGCUACAAUAAAUAAAACAAAGAUGCGUCGAAGUCGCUCGGCUAUCGAUCUUAGCAGGCCUAACUUCCACAGGCCGAAAUUUGUUCCAAACUUGGAAUCAAUCCCAUCUACCAAAUUGCAUAUUAACUCGGCUACUGUGUCGCAAAUGGUUAAAAACAAUCUGGUGAAACAGGUUCAGAAACCCUCGCAGCUACGGAGAAGCCUUUCCACCGGAGAUUUGACAACAAAACCGCUGCCCACUUGCAACAUCAACAGUUCCGUGCAACAAACUCAUAUAAAACGACAGUUGUCAACCAUCAGCAGUACACUCCCCGCAAAGGCUACUAAGGUUACUGCUACUAGUACUGCGACAGGGAAGGUGUAUGGUGCCAAACCAACCACAUCAAAUACAGCCACAGUAAAAAAACUGCCAAUGACGAACAAGCCGAAAGUCGGUCUGGCCAAAUCGUCAGCGAUAAAUUCUAGUGUGUCUAGUGAAAAAUCUACCGUGUCGAAUGGGGGAGCCGGGAAAAAGAACAUAAGACAGAGGAUUCCUCCGUACGAUUACAAAGCCCGUUUUAAUGAUUUGCUUGAAAAACACCAAUUGCUGAAAACAAAGCUGGAUAAGCUGACUGAAGCAAACAGUGAGUUAGAAUCUUUGCCGCAGAAAUAUGACGAUUGUCUUAACGAGUUGAAUAAACUCAAAAAAGAACACGAGCGAUUACAGGAAAAACAUCGCUCGGCUUUAUGCGAAAAUGAAAACCUUAAAUUGAAAAAUGCGUCACUCUCGUCCAAUCUCAGCGAAACGGAAGCUGAGUUAAGCUCCCUAAAAAAACAGUACACUAUGGCCGAUGAUGAACGAACGAAGCUACGCGAGAUGGUCAAAUCUCUGCAAGAAAAGUCAUCUCUUCUGGAGGAGAGAAAUGAGUUUCUCCAGCAUGACAAUAACAAAAAAUCAGAACUGCUUUUCAAAGCUAACAUUGAGCGAAAAGAUUUGCACAAUGCUGUUAUGGAUUUAAGAGGCAAUAUACGAGUGUUCUGUCGAGUACGGCCGCCGCUGGCAUCCGAGCUGGAUCGGCUUGAAUGUGUUUGGAAAUAUCUAGAUGAGCAAUCGUUGGAGAUUUCCGCCUCAGAUGGAUGCAGUAAGCGCAUGGAGUUCAGCUUCGAUCACGUGUUUCAUUCGAGAACGGCACAACAGGAUAUUUUCGAAAAUGUUGCACCGCUGAUCCAAUCUGCGCUGGACGGGUACAAUGUCUGCAUAUUUGCCUACGGACAAACCGGCAGUGGUAAAACAUAUACCAUGGAUGGUGUACCCGACGAACUCGGUGUUAUUCCGCGAACGGUGGAUCUGAUUUUCAACUCCGUUGAAGAUUACAAACGUCUUGGCUGGAAGUAUGAGAUAAGAGUCAACUUCCUUGAAAUUUACAACGAAAUUCUGUAUGAUCUGCUUGAUUCAUCUGGUACUACGAAAGACUUAGAAAUUCGAAUGGCGAACGCGAAAAACAAAACCGAGGUAUACGUGUCUAAUGUAAUCGAAGAAACGGUGCAAUCGAAAAAUCAGUUACGCCAACUGAUGGCAACCGCAAAAUCAAACCGAGCGACGGCGGCCACUGUUGGAAACGAGCGCUCAUCGCGAUCACAUGCGGUUACAAAGUUGCAGCUAAUCGGAACGCACGAAGAGAAGGGCGAACUGAGCGUUGGAUCGAUCAAUCUAGUCGAUUUGGCUGGAUCCGAGAGUCCGAAGACUAGCACCAGGAUGGACGAAACCAAGAACAUCAAUCGAUCCCUUAGUGAACUGAGCAACGUUAUUUUGGCGCUGGUUCAGAAAAACGAACACAUUCCAUAUAGGAACUCGAAACUAACGCACCUACUUAUGCCGAGUCUUGGCGGCAACUCGAAAACGCUCAUGUUUGUAAAUGUUUCGCCAUUCCAAGACUGCUUCAACGAAACAAUUAAAUCGCUACGAUUUGCGUCACAGGUGAAUGCGUGCAAAUUGCAGAAAGUUCGCAAGAACAAAAUUCUCAACAAUUCCAGCAUGUUUUAGAAAACGUAUCUUUGUUUUCAUUUCGAGCCAGUCAGUUGUUCAGUUUUAUAAAAACAUUGGUUCAAGUUGUAAGUUAAAUCUAUGUAUCUUUUAUUGCAUUUAAACUCUAUUUAUGCGACUUUCUUUUAACCAAGACCAAACCCUCAAGACUUUCAUUUGAAUUGUUCAAUAAAUAUGUACUCGUAAUGCUAACAAUAUA
Topomyia yanbarensis is the source of this 2601-nucleotide messenger RNA. Its product is annotated as protein claret segregational. The transcript has 3 exons. The record is from RefSeq and is a predicted model, not a curated record. Lineage: Eukaryota; Metazoa; Arthropoda; Insecta; Diptera; Culicidae. Gene Ontology annotation, biological process: microtubule-based movement. Gene Ontology annotation, molecular function: microtubule motor activity; microtubule binding; ATP binding. The coding region runs from base 222 to 2402 and encodes 726 amino acids.